Girardinichthys multiradiatus is the source of this 1327-nucleotide messenger RNA. RefSeq names its product exosome component 4 (gene exosc4). The record is from RefSeq and is a predicted model, not a curated record. Bases 48 to 785 code for a protein of 245 amino acids. Lineage: Eukaryota; Metazoa; Chordata; Actinopteri; Cyprinodontiformes; Goodeidae. Gene Ontology annotation, biological process: U4 snRNA 3'-end processing; nuclear mRNA surveillance; poly(A)-dependent snoRNA 3'-end processing. Gene Ontology annotation, cellular component: nucleolus; nuclear exosome (RNase complex); cytoplasmic exosome (RNase complex). The transcript is spliced from 3 exons.
GGAAAAAAACACGUGGGAAGUCGCGUUGCUGUGAAGUUUACUGAAACAUGGCGGGCUUGGAGCUGCUCACUGAUCAAGGAUACCGCCUGGACGGAAGAAAAGCCACCGAACUGCGGAAAGUUCAGGCCCGCAUGGGAGUGUUUGCCCAGGCCGACGGAUCUGCUUAUUUAGAGCAAGGAAACACCAAGGCUCUGGCUGUGGUCUACGGUCCGCACGAAAUGCGGGGAUCCAGAAGUCGGGCUCUUCACGAUCGAGCUGUUAUCAACUGCCAGUACAGCAUGGCCACGUUCAGCACAGCUGAGAGGAAGAGGAGACCGCACGGAGAUCGCAAAUCCACCGAGAUGAGUCUCCACCUGAAGCAGACAUUUGAAGCUGCUGUGAUGACACAGCUCUUCCCGCGCUCUCAGAUAGACAUCUAUGUGAAGAUUCUACAAUCAGAUGGAGGGAACUACAGCGUGUGUGUGAAUGCAGCCACCCUGGCGGUCAUUGAUGCAGGCAUCCCCAUGAGAGACUAUGUCUGUGCCUGCACUGUAGGCUUUGUCGACGAGACUCCGCUUGCUGACCUUUGCUACGCCGAGGAGAGUGGAGGAGUGAGCUCUCUGGCUUUGGCGUUGCUGCCCCGGGGAGGACAGAUCGCUCUUGUUCAGAUGGAUGCCCGACUUCAUCAGGACCACCUCGAAACCCUGAUCGAAGCUGCAAUGACUGCUUGUAAAGGUGUGAGCAAGGUGCUGGACGAGGUGGUGAGGCAGCAUCUCCAAGAAGCGUCGGUGCUCUCCAGAGAGUAACAAGUUUCUUUUAUAACUUUUGUACAUUGAUAAGCCAAACUGUAAAUGAAAGCUAUCUACAGCAAUGUGUCUAUUAGUCACAAUAUUUUCUGAAAGUUUAUUAUUUUAUAUUCAUCAUAAGCAACCUCCCCAUUUCUUUUCCAAUUUACGGAGGCAAGGAGUUGCUCUUAUCUUAAUUAUCAUUUUAAGUAUCAUUUUGUUUCUGUGUUACUAAGAGGCUGUUUUUAAUUGUAUUGUGCUGUUUAUGAAGUUGCAGUAACAAAAUGAAUACAUUUGUUGCCUUGUGGUUUGAGUCAAGUGUACAUAUCACGUCUGAAUAUACAAUUUUCUUUUUUUUACAUAGGCUGUAUGUCCAAAAUUAGAUCAAAGCAAAGAACUUUAAACAGGUGUAGCAUCUUUCAAAUACGAUCAGUUAAAACUUGAAACCUCUAAGCUGUAUGUGAACCGACAGAUGAAUGCUGCAUGGCUUAGAAACACGAUAAAUAUAAGGAUUUUUCAAUAUCCUUCAACACAUAAUUCUCUGAAUAAAGGAUACAAUCAGA